This is a messenger RNA of Toxoplasma gondii ME49, 3298 nucleotides long. RefSeq names its product endonuclease III family 1 protein. Gene Ontology annotation, cellular component: nucleus. The coding region runs from base 362 to 2443 and encodes 693 amino acids. The transcript is spliced from 8 exons. Gene Ontology annotation, biological process: base-excision repair, AP site formation; base-excision repair; nucleotide-excision repair. The record is from RefSeq and is a predicted model, not a curated record. Gene Ontology annotation, molecular function: oxidized pyrimidine nucleobase lesion DNA N-glycosylase activity; DNA-(apurinic or apyrimidinic site) endonuclease activity; DNA binding. Lineage: Eukaryota; Apicomplexa; Conoidasida; Eucoccidiorida; Sarcocystidae.
GUUCUCACAAACACAACAGAGUACUCCUUUUCUUGGAUGCGGCCGUCGUUGCACACGAAAAGCCAGCACAGAUCGCGGCUUUCCUGGUCUCUACACUCAACAGUAUCUCAAGCACCGCGUGGGUCUCUGCGCCGGUCCGGGGUGCGGCGACUUUGUGAAGCGCGGCUUUUUUUUGAAAGGCAACUUUCAACUUGUUUGAGGGAGCUCGUGUUGGCACAUAAUUGUUUCUCUGGACGGCGUACAUCUGCGGAGAAAGGAGGCAGAAAGACCGGAGGUGCAGAAGGGACCAAAGCAGAGCAGCAAGCGCGAGGAGACAGGGGUGUCGGCUCCCAUGACUCUCCGGCGCCGCUUCUCGUUUUAAAUGGAUCUCUUAUUCAAUGGAUUUGUUCACUUUAUCUUUCUUUCCUGGGUUGCCGUAUUACUUUCUGCGUGCAUGCAAACGGCUUCUCUUCCGCCGAGUCCCGUGUCUCCCCGCCACGCUGCCUUCUUCCCUCGCGGUGGGUCUCCUCUGAACACUCGUCCUCCUCUGAACAUUCGGCCUCGACUCUGUGCCUUCCUUAUUUUUCUCGCCUCUUCUCCCAGUUCAACAGACUCUCCCUUCAGUGACUGCUCUCCGUCUCAGUCUGUGUCCCGUUCUCUUUCUCGCUUUUCUUUCCUCUCCUUUUUUCGACCGCUCUACAGCGGCUUUUCCUCCUUUUCUUGCAAACGCGCCACUUGUGCCUGGAGUGCGGGGGCCUACAUGUUGGAGAAGCCACAGAACAGUCUGCACCGCGACCGAACCUUUUUUUCUUUCUCGCUCUUUUUGGAAGCGCGAAAAAUAGGGGAAGCGAGGCCCCAGACUGCUCAGGAUGCGCCUUCUCCAGAACACAAGAUGAAAGAUGCACAAAGACUGCCUGCCCGUUCUACCUCUUCUUCCUCCUCUUCUUCUUUGUCGGGGGCAGGGAGGGCGAGAAAGGGAAGGCCUGCGGAAGGGAGCAGCACCAAUGAGGACUUCUCUGCGGGACGUCCGACAACGAAACAAGGAAAGCGAGAAGCCGGACGAUGCACUGGGGGCGGAGCCCCGCCGCGGCGGUCUUCGAGACUGCGGAGUGAAUCCUAUGGAAAUACAGAAGCAGGCAUUUGUGUUGAUUCGAUUCCGCUAAAAAGAUCGGAAAUCAAGACUGCUGUCCCCGCCACAGCCGUGGACUUUGACAGAUUUCGACAUCCUGAAAAACCCGAGAAACCCGGGCUCUCGACCGCCCGCACACCAGGCCCAAGUGUACAUACACCGGGCCGUGAAGCGCCGCAGCGACGCGGACGCGGUGUCUAUACACCCGAAGACGUGGCUGGCGGGUCUGCGGCGACGCCCGGCGCGGCGAGCGAAGGGGCGCGGAAAGUCGAGUCGUUUGCAGCUGCGACAGAGGCCGGGAAGGUAAAGCAGGAAUGUCUCUCUGGAGACAGGAUCAGAGACCAAAGUGUCGCUUUCCACUCGACAGUGAAGGAAGAGGACGCGGAGAACGCGAGGACACUCCCACACCCAGUUGCGCCCCCGUCACCUUCCCGAGGGUUUCUCUUCACCCAGAAAGGGAAGCGGAGGAAGCGAGAGGACGUGACAACAAGUCUUCGCGAGCUGGCCGGAUGCGCAGAGCUGGACCUUGAAGAUCUCUCGCAGAACGUGGCAAAGAAAACAGACGAGCCGUUCGCAAAUCUCCCAGAUUCGCCGGAGCCGCCGCACUUCCAAGAUGUCUGGGACGCCGUGACGGAAAUGCGCGCCAAGCGGGACGCGCCGGUGGAUUCGAUGGGCGUCGAGGCGAUGGGCGAAUUGGCUCUGCAGCGGGACGGAGAGAAGGCGAAACGUUUCAGCGUCCUCGUGGCCGUUAUGCUGUCGAGCCAGACGAAAGACGAACAGACAGCUGCAUGCAUGCAACGCCUGCGCGACGCCGACGUUUUGUCUCCCGAGAAAAUGAGUCGCCUCUCCGUCGCUGAGUUGUCGGAGCUUCUCUACGGCGUCGGGUUUUACCAGAACAAGGCACGGUUUUUGAAAGAGGCUUGUCAGAUUUUGCUGGAAAAGUACGGGGGAGACAUCCCCCCGACCUACGAGGAGCUCGUUCAACUAAAGGGCGUUGGACCGAAGAUGGCCAACAUCGCCGUGCACGCAGGGUGGAACCGCGUCGAGGGCAUUGCAGUCGACGUCCACGUUCACCGAAUCACAAACAGGCUGAACUGGGUACGGACAAAGACCCCCAUUGAGACUCAGCAUGCACUGCAGAAAUUCCUCAGAAGGCCUCUGUGGGGAGAAAUAAAUCUCCUCUUCGUCGGCUUCGGCCAGCAGAUUUGCCGCCCCGUGAAUCCGUUGUGUUCUGCAUGCAAGGCGAGUCAGUGGUGUCCCGUCGGUCGCAAGGCCUCUCGGAAGGAGAAGAAGACCCCCGAGAUCGAAGUCGAAGUAUCUCCUCAGAAAGAUUAAAUCGCCAUCUUCGCAGUGUCGCUGCUGCGUGCAUCUGCCAACCCUACGAUCAGCCCCCUCCUCAGACGACCAUGCAUUUUUGCCGCAGGUUCAGUUUACCAAAGAGUUCCACUCUGACAUGAAAUGUACACGUGUAUGUGUAUGCACUUAUGUAUAUAUGUGAAUAUGUACAUAUGUGUGUGUAUUUUUGAAUCUAUGUUUCGUGAGUUGAUUCUUCGUUUGUAACUUUUUAGGGGCAUGUGGAGUGGUUGUUUUCUGUGGCCUGGGGAAUCUCUCAAAGUAGACGCCUUUUUGUUUUUCGUGGGAACCCCCGAGCAGAGGACAGGAGCGAGAAGGCUAGUGACCUCUGGAGUGUUUCUGCGCAGUUUCCGCUCUCGCCGAUCUGUCUGCUGCCGACCCCUCGAGCGCGGGGUGUAUGUACAGUGUAGCCCCUUUAAACGGACCAGACGAACGAGAGACGAAACGAGAGAGAAAAAAGAAAGCAUGGAACGAAGAAGACAACGAGUCACGAAAGAGGAAGAGAAUGAACUAGAGAGGAACUCGGAGACAAACAAGGGAGUUGAUGGACGCGAGAUGAGGAGCGGGGAAGGAAAAACAAAAGCAAGCAGAAAACCAAUGAAGAGAAAAAAGCAUUGUAAACCCGGAAACUGGAGAAAGCGUAGUGAGAGGGAACGCGAGAAACGAGGGUGAGUUAGAGCAACAAUGCUGUCUGCUGAGAGGCUUCCUUGAUGCCGAGAUUUCUAGGAGCUGUCUUCGACCUUGUCACUUUUUCUUUUUCUAUCGACUAGAUAAAUAGUGGAAAAUUCGAGAUAUAUGGAAACUCUUAUAAAACUGAGAAAUGUUUCAAACGUGGAG